AUGGAUGAGAAAGAGCUGCAGAUAACUGCUUCAAAGGGUCAUGUCGGAAAAAUGUUGCAAAAACCGGUAUUUCGGCCAGCAGCCAACAAUCAGCUUGCGUUCCGUGUUGUGACUCAGCUGGUAGAUACAUUACCAGAAGGAGCGGAAAGGAGUUUAUGGAGGAGGAACAGCAAGCACGCCAGGUUCCUGGCAUUGGCUUCGCCUUCAUCGAAGGCAUAUUCUGUUGCGGCAAGACUCUGGUGCAAGCUGUUUAGCCAAACUCCUCGCUGGACUGGGAAUUCAUGUUCUUAUUAUGGCCUCGAAAAUGCAACCUUUCAAGCAAUCUCCAAAACAUUGAAUGAUCUUGUUCCUGACCUCAAGGCUGUCAGACUUUUUUCAGCGGUGCUGAGGAAUCGAAGGAACUCGGUUCUCAAGGAGAAGCCUCAAUCGAUUCCGAAUAUGCAAUGCCCAGUCUUCUCCACAGCGAGGUUUUUAGACGCGGUGACCGCCCCGAUGUCGGCCGACUUAUAUUGGGUUCUGAAAAGGCCAAAAGGAUAUAUAGAUGAUCCUAACUGGCGACCCCGAAACAGAUACAGCUCACAUCUAUCCAUCUAUCCAUUUGCAUUGAGACAAUAUCCUCUAGACAUCAGAAAGCAUACCUUGUGGCCGGUAUUACGUAUGUUCUGGACUGACAACCACGUCACAUCACGACAAAACACCGCUUUUCCGAACGGGGUGUACACGGACGAAUGUUGGAAUAUAGUCAUCUUGUGUCUUAUGGUACAUAGUCAUGCGGGACAGAUGCGUGGCUCGCUGCUGGUGCCACACGAAUUUAUUACAACGACUCAUACUCAUAACGACAUUUUGAUCGUUAUGAGAGAUGAGCCAAAGUCUAGAACCAAAGGUGCUUUUCACGUCCAGAGUGCUCACCAAUCUGAGGUUUAUUUGGAUGAUAUGAAGUAUGCCACGAACGAUGCUUGGGCACAAUUCGAAAGGGGGAGGGGUAACAAGUCUCUAGAUAUAUUUGCCGAGCUUAAUGAUUCCGGCUCAUUUGUCAUGCUGCUGCAGGCUGGAAAUAUGAGCCUGGAAUCAGCAUCGAUUCCGCAAGCGUUCCGCUCUCCUUGUCAUCAACGUCUCCGAUGGGAUGGAUAUGACCGAUGGAGUAUCUCGCUCGGUCUCCAAUAUCGUACAGGUCGAAGCCAUCCGACAGUGGGUGUUGGAGUUGAUCACCAGCCACACGAUCACGCCUGCGCAGUUGGUGAUCCUUACCCCUAUGACGCCCAGUAUCGUCGGCUCCAGGUCGUUGUCAGGGCACUCGAACAGGACAAUCCGACCUUGAAUCUGUCGCAGAUCCGGGUGCGCAAGGUCGAUGGUUUCCAGGGACGCGAAGGAGACGUGGUUAUCCUCAGCAUCCCGAACACCACCUCUCCCGGAUUCGUUCGCAAGGCCACCCGGCUGAAUGUGGUGUUGACACGGGCAAAGCGCGCGAUGUACAUCUUCCUCAACGCCCAACAGAUCCGUGAUUGGAACAAGAAAAAAUCAGCGCCGACACCCCAGACUGCAAUCCCUGCCCCGGCUGCGCCGCCGACGGUCGUGGCAGAACCCGGCACCAACAUCCCAUCCGCUGGAAGUGCAUCGUCGCAGCCUUCGGGUGAUCCGACUACCAGUGCUGAGCCUGCACCAGUCUGGAAAUAUGAGGUCUAUCAUAUUCCAAAUACGAUGUCAUCCCGAGAGGCUCUAUCACAUACAAGAUCGUUCAAUUAA
Messenger RNA from Talaromyces proteolyticus, 1743 nucleotides. RefSeq lists its product as uncharacterized. The transcript is spliced from 7 exons. Bases 1 to 1743 code for a protein of 580 amino acids. Gene Ontology annotation, biological process: regulatory ncRNA-mediated heterochromatin formation. Gene Ontology annotation, cellular component: nuclear RNA-directed RNA polymerase complex. NCBI's taxonomy places the organism in Eukaryota, Fungi, Ascomycota, Eurotiomycetes, Eurotiales, Trichocomaceae. The record is from RefSeq and is a predicted model, not a curated record.